AGGAGUCCGGAGUCUAGGGUUCGAACUCAAGAACGGACGGGAAAGGUCAGGCAGGGGAGUACGGACGUACUGGCAGGCGAGACAUUCCACUUCCAUGGAAAAAGAGCAACAAAGGGGAAGAGGAAAGGCGAGCAGCCUUAGGUCGGUCCGUCGGGUCUCUCCUGUCACGAGGCGAACGCAAGGGACGAAAGCAAGGGACCAAGGCUGGCAAAUUUGCAUGAGCCUGUGGAAAAGCGGUGCAGGCAGAGGAGUUGCGAGGUGAAUCUUGCAGAAAGCCAGCGUGUGCAAGAUCGGAGUGCGGAGGGUGACGGAGGCCGGAGCAGGGAGAUAGGAUUGUGUGGUUUUUCACCGUUCGUAGAAUGGGGCAGAAAUGCGUAUGUGCCCGGGGGGAACGGGGAUGAAGGGGAGCGCUGGAGAAUUGGAGGUGUGGCGGUGAAAGGAUGGGUCGGUUUGCCGAGGCCUGGAAGUGAGCGCGAGAGAGAUGUCAUGGUCGAAGGGCUUGCAGGAGGGGUUUUGGAGUUCGGGAACUUGGUUUAGGCAGCAGAAGAAUGGAAAAGGGUAAAAUAAUAAUAUUGCUGUCGCGCGAGAGAGAGAGGCAGAGAGGAAGUCGAGAGCUGCCUAGAGGGGGCUUGAGGUAGCGUAGUGAUUGUCACAACAGAUGGAUCCAGAGCAGACUUUCCUGAGGGUGCAUGCGCGGUUGUCCGGCGUGCUGUCAAGGCUGUUAACUCCGAGAUUUAGAGCAUUGUUGGAGUACAUAUGUCUUUGCAAUGCUCUUAUGCUCUUGGCACUGCUUGUGGUUAUGCACGUCAACUUCGUGGCUCAGCCUGGAUGCUCAGAAGAAUUUUCUGCGAGUGAGAUUGCAGAUGCUCAACUCGUGCAGAUCAAGAUCACGGGAAGCUGGAACCUGAUUGCCGAAGAUUAUAUCGUGAAUGAAAUAAGGACAGAAUCUAAGGGGAAUGUCCACGAUGCAUCAGUAGAGGAGCCGCCAGCUCAUGACGAGCCUGAUUUGUCCCAAACUUUGCUGCCGGACCAACAAGUCCUAGAUGUCGGUGGGGAAGGGUGGAACAUCUUGGCUGCCAAGUUCUGGUUGAAUCUGCUGGGCAACAACGCGAGGAGGGGACAAGUUGCUAAGAGAACGUCUAAGGCUGAUAGGGGAACAGACACUAGCACAACACCUAUUGUACCUGAAGAAGCGAGUAGCAAGCUGGCUAGUCGAGAAAGUAGUUCUGAAGAGAGCGCUGGACUGGAUGGAAGUCCUCGACCCCUUACUGGACCGGGUAGGGGUCCGUUAGGAACGGCUUUGCUGCACUAUAUUGCUCGAUGGAGUAGCUAUUUUGGAGUCUUGUCGGAGAGAGCAGAGCAGAGUAUGCUCCACUUUUGGCAAAUUUGGAGAGUUGCGGGCUGGGAGCCAUUUACAGCGUCUCCUAAAGGUGAUCGUCGUAGUGUGGCGUGGAACAAGCUUGAUUCUGUAAUUGUGGAUCUUACGGAGAAGAGAAGGAAGGUUCUUGAUCCGACUUACCUGUACAGUGUAGAAAAGGGUUACCUCAUGCUCUCUGAAGGAGCCAAGUUUCACCACAAUAUAAAAACGGUCAAUGUCACUAUUUCAGCACAGAACGCCUGCUUCGGAAAUAAGUGGCAGCAACUCCUGAUUGACAACUUCGUAGGAUACGACACAAUUCUGAUGAACAGUCUACUAAAUGCCCGAGAGAAAGGUUACCUGUACAAUUUCCAAACGAAGGAGCUGUACAAUCUGAACUAUCUCCAAGAAUUUAGUGGCGUUCCACACGGAUUUGAAGAUUAUAUUGUUUUCAAGUGUGGAGUACUUAUCACAUCUCUUUUUGUCUUUUUUACCACGACGAUGUCCGUGUCAUUUACUUUGCGAGAAACUCAGGCUCGAAUGUUGAAAUUUACUGUGCAAUUGCAGCAUCAUGCCCGUCACCGCCUCCCAACGUACCGCCUGAUCUUUGUGCACGUUAUUGAGUCCCUUGUCUUUGUACCGAUCAUGAUAGGGAUACUGUUUUUCCUUUUCGAGUUUUUUGACGACCAACUCCUUGCGUUCAUGGUUCUCACCCUUGUUUGGCUCUGUGAGCUGUACACGAUGAUUAGUGUGAGGACGCCGUUAUCAAUGCAAUAUUUUCCACGUUUCUUCUUCUUGUAUUUUAUGGUCUUCCACAUCUAUUUCUUCUCCUACACCUAUGGAUUUUCUUAUCUGGCAUUUUCUGCCACCGCCGCUUUCAUGCAGCAUCUAGUUUUGUACUUUUGGAAUCGAUUUGAGGUGCCCGCUUUGCAUCACUUUCUAAGGAGGAGGGCUCUUCUACAACAGCAGGGUCUGCAUAUCACUUCCUCUGCCAUACUCACGUCCGCUGUACAAGUUGCCCGAUUGAGUGGUGCAGGAGAUGUUCGCAACUUUACAUUUAACCCCAAUAAUCCCAGAGGAGGGUUUGAGGUGAGAGGUCCUGUAAAUGAUGCGCCCCUGCACACUAUGCCGGACAGAGAUAUUACCAGGGAGGGCGGAGGCCCACGAUCGCCAGUUGACAGUUACCCUACAUCCGGUAGGACUCAUGUGAGCUCUGUCGAUGUGAAUACUGGUCUCAGUAUCCUUGUUGCCAAUGCUGCAGCACGAGAGUCUGGCUUGGACAGAAGUUUUGGAUUGGGCACCAGAAUAAUCGACUCUGACAGGCAGCAGCAUCCUCGGAGUGACAGCGAGGGUGUUAGUGGUAGUAGCAAUAGAGGUAGGAGUAGUGUAGCUAAUAAUGAAAGUGGAGAACCUGAAUCAGGAGUGCCAGUGCGCACAACAUCUGGCCCUUUCAGCUCUCUUGGGAAUGUGUUGCCAUGGCUGUUGGGACACAGUAGUGGAAAUUUGGUUUCUUUUCUCCCCAUAUUUCGUGACUUUCAAGAUAAUCAGGAGUUUGGUACUUCUGCAGUUACCACCGACCAAGGAGAGGAUGGUAUCAUUCAGAGGCCCACGCCUAUAGGAGUGACUAACGAGACCAUAAUUAGGUCACGAAGGCGGGGUACUACUACCUCACAAUAAUCAUGGCUUAGUCUUCAAACGGUGAAUUAUAGAGAAAUUUUAGGUUACACCUUUUUUCCCCCAGCUGGCGAACCUUUCUAGAGAGAUCUAGGUUCGGUUUGAUGUACCCUGCGUCCCUAUAUCCGAAAAGCGCUUCUUCCGGAGGUGAUGAAGUAGGCUUUUUGGUUCCUGCUAUGUUCCAUUCAUAAUCCCCACCUGAACCUUAUUGGAAUUUGGUCCAAUCAUCUCAGAGAACUGACUGGGACUAACUGGGAGGCUCCUGUAAAAAGAUAGACGCUCUUUAGUACGAGUUUAAAGCCACAUUCUGUUCUUGGGGAGUCUUUACCUCUAUAGACCUGAAGGCUGGCGCAAUUGACGACAUGAUGUACAAAAGAAGGAAGUAUGGCUGUCAGUCCUGGCCAAAUAGAACCAGAGCUCUCGAAGGUGUACAUUAUUAUUGCUAUCCCUAUCUGAUGUGAAGAUAGUUUGGAUACUACUGUAUUUCAAAUGCUGCGAGCCAUUCCUAAUGUGGAUCAUUUGCGAUCCCUUCGACCAAGGUGUAUCAAUGACACAGAUUGAUUGGCCUAUUGGAUACGAUAUAUAAAUUUUUU
Molecule: messenger RNA, 3624 nt
Organism: Marchantia polymorpha subsp. ruderalis
Lineage: Eukaryota; Viridiplantae; Streptophyta; Marchantiopsida; Marchantiales; Marchantiaceae
Source: the annotation of a GenBank genome assembly